CCGGUGCCUGGCGUCCACCUGUAAUCGACCCCGCUCAGUCCCUGCAGCCACGACAACCGCACAAUGAGCUCUCUCCUGUUCCUAGUAUUAGUUGUAUACUUCAAAAACACAUCUGCUUCCCAGACCACUGACUGUCUGCACCUGAGAGAGCAAUGCAUUCGUGCUGCAAAUGGAUGUGAAAGUGUCUGGAAUGUAAUUGAAGAUGCCUGUAAUAUUUCAGGUAACAGCUGCAAGGCAAAAGAUUCAGUUGGCUGUAAUACAACCAUCCAAUUCCUGGCUGACCAGUAUCCACAAUUUAAAGACUGUAUCUGCACCAAAGAUGAUUUUUGUAGCAUCAGACUGUUGCUUGGGAAACAAUGUGCCAUUAAAAAAGGGCAUUUGGAGCCUUCACUAAGCCCAGAUAUCCAAUUAAAUUUCAUGUCGCACUCGAAACCCAAAGGCAUGCAACGCACCGGGGAAUCAGAAAAUGACUGCAGUACUGCAAAGCAAAACUGUCGAGAAGACCAUAACUGCUUUAUGAUGUAUAAGAACUUUCAAAGAGUUUGCAGAGCAGAGGUGGCAAAAUGCAGCGUCCAAAUGGUUGGGCAACAAUGUUUGGCAGCGUGGAAGGAGCUGAGGAAAACAGUGCUGUGGAACUGCAAGUGUUCAGAACCAAUUCAAAAAAGAUGUGCUAAAAUAUGGCAGAGUAUCUUUAAUAACACUUGUUUACAGUACAUGCAGGAGAAUCAAGCUUUUGCCAUGAGGGAAGAAGACUAUGAUGAUGAGAGAAAUCCAGGCAUUCAUCCAGAUAAUAUUAACAUGGAAACUAAGUUACAAUGGAACUUAUCUGCUCUUUCCAAACAUGAAUACACAGAGAAUGGAACCUGUUUUGAUGUAAACAAGGAAUGUAUUGAAGAUGAAGUAUGUAAUAAACAGUUAUCUCUGUACCUUAAAGUUUGUUCAGUAACUAGAAAGCAGUGCAACAUGGAACAAUGCCAAGCAGCCAUAAGGUUCUUCUAUCAAAAUAUGCCUUUUAAUGUUGCCCAGAUGUUGACAUUUUGUGACUGCACCCAGCCUGAUGAAUCUUGUCAGCAAGCCAAAGAACUUCUUCAUGGCAAGCCAUGUGCAGUCAACAUAGUUCCCCCUCCUUCAUGUCUAAAUGUAAUUCACAGGUGCCAAGACAAUGAAUUGUGCAGGAAAAAAUAUGAAGUGUUUCGGUCAAAGUGCUGGAGACAUGUGACAAAAAGAUGCUAUGAUGAUAAAGCUUGCCUUGAAACUUUAAUUGAGGAUGAUCUGAUUUGCUCUGGAAGUGCUGACUGCAGAGCAGCUUACAUUGACAACUGGGGGACCAUGCUUCGGGUGGAAUGCACCUGUAAUACUGUCCCACUAGCUGAACAGUCUUUGUGCAAGCUCUUCCAUCACCUGCUUCACAGCAAGUCCUGCUUCAGUCAGAUUUCAAGAGGAAAGACAGACCUUCAACUGAUACAUACUGAUAUGCCAGGAGAAAAGCUUCCCAUAACAAGGUUGCAUUCUUUAGUUAAUGGUGAAACAAUCUAUAUUAUUGCGUAUACCUCUUGCGUAGCACUCAUCUUGGGAAUAGUCCUGGUGGCUCUUCUAAAGACCAGGACUCUAGGGCCUCCUCUGUCUUUCCUGAAGUCAGUGGAAACCUUCCUGUUGAAUGCAAGGUGGCAAGAUACAGUCUGUUUUUACAGUCCUGUGAUGUCUUUUAGUUGCCUUCUAAAGAUAUAUUUCUAUCCUUGUAACAAACCCCGAUGCCAACUCUGUCCACAUAUCUAUUCAAGUGACAUCAUCAUAGGACCUAAUCACAUCGGCCAUACCAUCAGGGGCUCGUUCACCUGCACAUCUACCAAUGUGAUAUAUGCCAUCAUGUGCCAGCAAUGCCCCUCUGCCAUGUACAUUGGCCAAACCGGACAGUCUCUACGCAAAAGAAUUAAUAGACACAAAUCUGACAUCAGGAAUCAAAAUACUCAAAAACCGGUGGGAGAACACUUUAACCUGUCUGGUCAUUCAGUGGCAGACCUGCGGGUGGCUAUAUUACAACAGAAAAACUUCAAAAACAGACUCCAACGAGAGACUGCUGAGCUAGAAUUGAUAUGCAAACUAGACACAAUCAACUCCGGUUUGAAUAAGGACUGGGAAUGGCUGAGCCAUUACAAACAUUGAAUCUAUCUCCCCUUGUAAGUAUUCUCACACUUCUUAUCAAACUGUCUGUACUGGGCUAUCUUGAUUAUCACUUCAAAAGUUUUUUUUCUCUUAAUUAAUUGGCCUCUCAGAGUUGGUAAGACAACUCCCACCUGUUUAUGCUCUCUGUAUGUGUGUAUAUAUAUCUCCUCAAUAUAUGGUCGAUUCUAUAUGCAUCUGAAGAAGUGGGCUGUAGUCCACGAAAGCUUAUGCUCUAAUAAAUUUGUUAGUCUCUAAGGUGCCACAAGUACUCCUGUUCUUCUUUUUUCUAAAGAUAUAGACCAUUUUAGAGAUUUUCCAGUCUUCAAGGCUGGGGGCCCUACAUACCACUUAGGCCCAUCUGAUAUGAAAAAUUUAUCCUUUCCAUCAUGGAUUUUACAUGUUCUACAGGGCCCUGUUCAAGCCCUAUGGACUGAGGUGCAUUUCACUACAUUGUAUAAUUCUUGUCCUUUGUUUUCUUUAGAAUUAUUUCCUGUGCUUUUCAUAUAUUAUUUUCCUAAGAACCCCUUAGGUGAAAACCAUCUGGCCCUGAUGAUUUCCUGAAAAUGGGUUCCUUGCU
Messenger RNA from Malaclemys terrapin pileata, 2740 nucleotides. RefSeq names its product GDNF family receptor alpha like (gene GFRAL). Gene Ontology annotation, molecular function: signaling receptor activity. NCBI's taxonomy places the organism in Eukaryota, Metazoa, Chordata, Testudines, Emydidae. Gene Ontology annotation, cellular component: signaling receptor complex; external side of plasma membrane. Gene Ontology annotation, biological process: nervous system development. The record is from RefSeq and is a predicted model, not a curated record.